Pteronotus mesoamericanus is the source of this 2832-nucleotide messenger RNA. RefSeq names its product hepatocyte growth factor-regulated tyrosine kinase substrate (gene HGS). The record is from RefSeq and is a predicted model, not a curated record. The transcript has 22 exons. Gene Ontology annotation, cellular component: early endosome. The coding region runs from base 83 to 2422 and encodes 779 amino acids. Gene Ontology annotation, molecular function: ubiquitin binding; metal ion binding; phosphatidylinositol binding. Gene Ontology annotation, biological process: receptor internalization; endocytic recycling. Lineage: Eukaryota; Metazoa; Chordata; Mammalia; Chiroptera; Mormoopidae.
GUGGAGAAGGCGGAAGCGGAAGUCGGGGGCGCGCUGCCUCGCAGCGGAGGAGGCCGCGGCGUCGGGUCGGACUCGGGUCGCCAUGGGGCGCGGCAGCGGCACCUUCGAGCGUCUCCUAGACAAAGCGACCAGCCAGCUUCUGCUGGAGACCGACUGGGAGUCCAUCCUGCAGAUCUGUGACCUGAUCCGCCAGGGGGACACGCAGGCAAAGUAUGCCGUGAGUUCCAUCAAGAAGAAAGUCAACGACAAGAACCCACACGUGGCCUUGUAUGCCCUGGAGGUCAUGGAGUCCGUGGUGAAGAACUGUGGCCAGACGGUCCAUGACGAGGUGGCCAACAAGCAGACCAUGGAGGAGCUGAAGGAGCUGCUGAAGAGGCAGGUGGAAGUCAACGUCCGGAACAAGAUCCUGUACCUGAUCCAGGCCUGGGCCCACGCCUUCCGGAACGAGCCCAAGUACAAGGUGGUCCAGGACACCUACCAGAUCAUGAAGGUGGAGGGACACGUCUUCCCAGAGUUCAAGGAGAGCGACGCCAUGUUUGCUGCGGAGAGAGCCCCCGACUGGGUGGACGCCGAGGAGUGCCACCGCUGCAGGGUGCAGUUCGGGGUGGUGACCCGCAAGCACCACUGCCGGGCCUGCGGCCAGAUCUUCUGCGGCAAGUGCUCCUCCAGGUGCUCCACCAUCCCCAAGUUCGGCAUCGAGAAGGAGGUGCGCGUGUGCGAGCCCUGCUACGAGCAGCUCAACAAGAAAGCGGAAGGCAAGGCCCCCGCCACGACGGAGCUGCCCGCCGAGUACCUGACCAGCCCUCUGUCGCAGCAGUCCCAGCUGCCCCCCAAGAGGGACGAGACGGCCCUGCAGGAGGAGGAGGAGCUGCAGCUGGCCCUGGCCCUGUCGCAGUCGGAGGCCGAGGAGAAGGAGAGGAUGAGACAGAAGUCCACAUACACCGCGUACCCCAAGGCGGAGCCCACACCCGUGGCCUCGUCGGCGCCUCCCGCCAGCAGCCUGUAUUCUUCGCCUGUGAACUCAUCAGCACCUCUAGCUGAGGACAUGGACCCCGAGCUCGCCCGGUACCUGAACCGGAACUACUGGGAAAAGAAGCAGGAAGAGGCGCGGAAGAGCCCCACACCGUCCGCACCCGCGCCCCUGGCAGAGCCAGCCACCCAACCGGGGGAGGCACACGCGGCCCCCACGAACGUCGUUGAGACGCCCCUCCCGGAGACAGACCCGCAGCCCAUCCCUUCCUCCAGCGGCCCCUUUAGUGAGCAGCAGCUCCAGAACGGGGAGUCGGAGGAGAGCCACGUGCAGCUCCUGAAGGCCCUGCAGAACGCCGUUAGCACCUUCGUCAACCGCAUGAAGAGCAACCACGUGCGCGGCCGCAGCAUCACCAACGACUCGGCCGUGCUGUCGCUCUUCCAGUCCAUCAACGGCAUGCACCCCCAGCUGCUGGAGCUGCUCAACCGGCUGGACGAGCGCAGGCUGUACUACGAGGGGCUGCAGGACAAGCUGGCGCAGAUCCGCGACGCCCGGGGGGCGCUCAGCGCCUUGCGGGAGGAGCACCGUGAGAAGCUGCGCCGGGCGGCCGAGGAGGCGGAGCGCCAGCGCCAGAUCCAGCUGGCCCAGAAGCUGGAGAUCAUGCGGCAGAAGAAGCAGGAGUACCUGGAGGUGCAGAGGCAGCUGGCCAUCCAGCGCCUGCAGGAGCAGGAGAAGGAGCGGCAGCUGCGCCUGGAGCAGCAGAAGCAGACCAUCCAGAUGCGCGCCCAGAUGCCCGCCUUCUCCCUGCCCUACGCCCAGCUCCAGGCCGUGCCCGCCACGGGCGGUGUGCUGUACCAGCCCUCGGGCCCCACGAGCUUCCCAGGGACUUUCAGCCCAGCAGGCUCGGUGGAGGGCUCCCCCAUGCACACCGUGUACAUGAGCCAGCCGGCCGCCGCCGGGGGCAGCCCCUAUCCCAGCGUGCCGGGGGCCGGAGCAGACCCCAGCAUGGUGAGCGCCUACAUGUACCCGGCAGGGGCUGCCGGCGCACAGGCCGCACCCCGGGGCCCGGCGGGGCCCAGCGCCAGCCCUGCCUACUCCUCCUACCAGCCCACCCCCGCCCAGGGCUAUCAGCCCGUGGCCUCCCAGGCCCCGCAGAGCCUCCCAGCCAUCGCCCAGCCCCCGCAGCCUGGCAGCGUGGGCUACCUGGGGAGCCAGGCAGUGCCCGUGGGCUACCAGCCCUACAGCAUGCAGAAUCUCAUGACCACCCUCCCCAGCCAGGACGCACCUCUGCCGCCCCCUCAGCAGCCCUACAUCUCGGGGCAGCAGCCCAUGUACCAGCAGAUGGCGCCCCCUGGUGGCCCUGCGCAGCAGCCGCCGCCCGUCGCCCAGCAGCCCCCUGCGCAGGGGUCCCAGGUGCAGGGCAGCGAGGCCCAGCUCAUCUCCUUCGACUGACCUGGCUGGCUCGCACCCAGGACAACACUACGCUUGAGACCGCUGCCACCCCUGACUAGCACGUCGCCUCUCCCACUCUCCGGCCCUCUUCCCGUCCUCCCCCGCCGGCUCGGCCCCCCGGGCCCCUCGCUGUCCCGUCCCCUAGUUGGUCUCCUCCUGUCUCUGACUUCCUUCCCCACGUCUGGGCCGCGGGCGCAGGGGGAUGGUAGCAUCCUCUUGGACAGGCAGCUCCCCCUGCCCUGGAGGCCCCCCCCAGGGCCCUCUAGUGCGGCCCUAGCCGAUGGCAGGGGAGCCCCUGGCCCCCAGGGGAGGGGUGGGGGCUUGCCUCCAGUCUCUCUGCUCCUGAGCUGCCCUGUCAUCUCAUCCAGUGACCCCAGUAGAUGGAAUGAACAGUGAUAAUAAAAUCUCUU